AUAAACUUAAAAUGAAAAGAAAUUGAAAUUAAAAUUAAAAUUUUGGGUUUGGUUUGGUUUUGUUGUUGGGUUUGGGUUUUUUGUGCUAUCAUCGUUAGUGUAUUUAUAAUCCUCAUAGAUGGAACAAAACCCUAAGGUUCUUGCAAGAACCAAUCGCCGCCAGCUUCAAAUUCCUCUCUCCUCUUUUUCCCUUUAUUGCACCAUUCUUAACCUCAACUUUCAAUAAUGAUUAUGCAAACUAGCUUUGUUAAUUAUUGAUGGCUUUGCAUAGUUUUGUUUUAGCUUCUUGAAUUUGUAUGAAAGUUUGAAUUUUUAUGCUUUUAGUUGCUGAAAGUUGAAAUUUUUAUGGUUGUGACUGUUUAUGCUUUGUGAUUAAGAAAGUUUGAAUUUUUAGGUUGUUUAUGUGAUUAGGGUUUGAUAAUUUUUGGUGGGUUGUGAUUAGUUUUAUGUGUGUUAGUGUUUGGUGAUAUAAAGUUAAGAUUUUUAAGAAUGUUGUCUGAGUUGGGAAGAAGACCUGUUAUUGGCAAUAACGAGGGUUGUUUUGGUGAUGAAUUGGAGAAGGAAAUAGGGAUGUUGCUCCGAGAGCAACGGAGGCAAGAAGGCGAUGAUCGCGAAAGGGAGUUGAAUAUAUUUAGGAGUGGAUCAGCUCCUCCUACUGUGGAGGGUUCUUUGAAUGCUGUUGGAGGGUUGUUUGGUGCUGGUGGUGUUGCUGGUGGUUUUUCAGAUUUUCCGGGGAAUAAAGAUGUGAAUGGUGUUGUUUCUGAGGAAGAGCUUAGGUCUGAUCCAGCUUAUCUUCAAUACUAUUAUUCAAAUGUGAAUUUGAAUCCUAGGCUUCCACCUCCUUUGUUGUCAAAGGAAGAUUGGAGGUUUCAACAAAGGCUUAAAGGUGGGGCCUCAGCUGUAGGUGGAAUUGGAGAUAGGAGGAAAGGUAACAUGACUGAUGAUAGUGGUGGUAGGUCAAUGUUUUCGACGCCACCCGGUUUUAACUUUAGGAAGCAAGAAAGGAGUGAGGUGGAGAAUGAAAAGACUAGAGGUUCUGCUGAAUGGGGUGGUGAUGGUUUGAUUGGUUUGCCUAGCUUGGGACUUAGAAGCAAACAAAAGAGCCUUGCUGAAAUUUUUCAGGAUGAUAUGGAGCGUAACACCCCCGUCACAGGCCUUCCUUCUCGUCCAGCAAGUCGCAAUGCAUUCGAUGAAAAUGUUGAUAAAGUAAAUACUUCUGAAGCAGAGUUAGCUCAUGUUCAAGGAUCAUCUGCAACACAAAAUAUUGGUCUGCCAGCUUCGUAUUCUUAUGCUGCUGCACUAGGAGGAUCUUCAUUGUCAAGAAGCACUACUCCUGAUCCACAACAUAUUGCAAGGGCUCCUAGUCCAUGUCUCACACCUAUUGGCGGAGGGAGAAAUGUUGCUUCUGACAAGAGAGGCAUUGUCAGUCCAGAUUCAUUUAAUGGCGUUUCAUCUGGCAUGAACGAGUCAGCAGAUCUUGUGGCUGCUUUAUCUGGGAUGAACUUGUCUGCAGACGAUGAAGACCAUUUGCCAUCACAGGUUGAGUCAGAUGUCGAUAAUCAUCAGAGAUAUCUUUUUGGCAUGCAGGGCGGUCAAGAUCACGGCAAGCAACAUCCAUAUCUAAAAAAAUCUGAAUCAGGGCAUUUGCAAAGUUCAGGUAAGAGCAGGUCAGAACUUAAUAAUCUGUCCCUGCACAGGCAGGCUGAGCUACAAAACUCGACUGCUCCUUUGAAUAACUCAUAUUUCAAAGGAUCACCUACCUCCCAUUUUAGUGGAGGAGGUAAUAUGCAAGCUCAGUAUCAGUCUAUAGAUGGUAUGAAUUCAUCAUUCACUAAUUAUGGCUUAAGUGGUUAUGGUGGAAAUCCAGCAGCAUUGACAUCCUUGAUGACUAACCAAUAUGGCACCAGUAAUCUGCCACCGAUGUUUGAAAACGUUGCUGCUGCAUCCAUGAUGGCUUCCCCUGGAAUGGACUCGAGAAUUCUUGGAGGUGGUUUGGCUUCGGGAGCUGGUUCUCCUUCUGAUCUGCAUAAUCUUGGUCGGAUGGGAAAUCAAAUUGCUGGUGGUGCUCUUCAGGCUCCGUUUGUUGAUCCGAUGUAUCUUCAGUAUAUGAGGACGUCAGAGUAUGCUGCGGCACAACUCGCUGCUCUCAACGACCCCUCUGUGGACAGGAACUACUUGGGUAAUUCGUACAUGAAUUUACUUGAGCUGCAGAAAGCCUACCUCGGGUCUGUUCUCUCGCCUCAAAAGUCACAGUACAAUGCACAGCUUGGUGGUAAAUCAGGCAACUCCAAUCACCAUGGUUACUAUGGAAAUCCGGCAUAUGGUGUUGGGUUGUCUUAUCCAGGAAGUCCAAUGGCAAACUCUGGUUCUCCAGUUGGAUCCGGAAGUCCAAUUAGGCACAAUGAUCUGAACAACAUGCGUUUUGCUUCUGGAAUGAGGAACUUAGCCGGGGUCAUGGGACCUUGGCAUGUAGAUUCCGGGAAUAUGGAUGAAAGCUUUGCUUCUUCUCUGCUGGAAGAGUUUAAAAGCAAUAAAGCCAAGUGUUUUGAGCUCUCUGAAAUUGCCGGACAUGUUGUUGAAUUCAGUGCCGAUCAAUAUGGAAGCCGAUUUAUUCAACAAAAGCUUGAAACAGCAACUACAGAAGAAAAAAACAUGGUUUAUCAGGAAAUCAUGCCACAUGCUCUUGCUUUGAUGACCGAUGUCUUUGGUAAUUAUGUGGUUCAAAAGUUUUUUGAGCAUGGACUUGCACCCCAGAGAAGAGAAUUAGCAAACAAGCUUAUUGGCCACGUUCUUACACUUAGCCUUCAGAUGUAUGGUUGCCGGGUUAUUCAGAAGGCCAUUGAAGUUGUUGAUCUGGAUCAAAAAAUAGAGAUGGUUAAAGAGCUUGAUGGUAAUAUCAUGCGCUGUGUUCGUGAUCAGAAUGGUAAUCAUGUCAUUCAGAAAUGUAUUGAAUGUGUCCCUGAAGAGGCGAUCGACUUUAUUGUUUCAACAUUUUUCGAUCAAGUUGUGACACUCUCAACCCAUCCAUACGGUUGUCGUGUGAUACAGAGAGUACUGGAGCACUGCGAAAGCCCUGCAACACAGCAGAAAGUUAUGGAUGAGAUUUUAGGCGCUGUUAGCAUGCUAGCACAGGAUCAGUAUGGCAAUUACGUUGUUCAGCAUGUACUGGAACAUGGGAAGCCUCACGAGCGUUCUACCAUAAUAAAGGAGUUAGCAGGGAAGAUAGUUCAAAUGAGUCAACAAAAGUUUGCCUCCAAUGUUGUGGAGAAGUGUCUGACCUUUAGUGGUCCUGCAGAACGCCAAAUACUAGUCAGUGAGAUGCUUGGAACCACGGAUGAAAAUGAGCCUCUUCAGGCAAUGAUGAAAGAUCAAUUUGCAAAUUAUGUUGUCCAAAAGGUGCUGGAAACAUGUGACGACCAUCAACGUGAAUUGAUUCUUUCACGAAUCAAGGUUCAUUUGAAUGCUUUGAAAAAGUAUACCUAUGGAAAGCACAUCGUCGCACGUGUAGAGAAACUUGUUGCUGCUGGAGAGAGAAGAAUGGCUGCUCAGACUCCUCAACUUGCUUAGGCGUGACAUAGAGAAAAUAAUGUUUGUUUGUACAGCUAGCUAACUGAGCCUAGUGCAAGCUGCUUCUUCAAGAGCCUAUAUGUUUCUGCUGAUUGAAAUAAAGUUGUUAAUUGUACUGCAAAAAUGUGUACAUUUGUAGCCUUUUAAGUUUAUACAUAGAUUCCAAGCAAGAUGAGGUUCAGAUGUUUUCCCUGCAGAGAAAUGAAAAUAUUAUGAUGCUGAUGACUAUACAAGUCUUUUUUCACGGUGUAAAGAGUAUAAGAUGGUGAGGUAGUUUACAACUUUACGCACUGUACAAAAUAAUGCUAUGUGGAGAGCUGUUGACAGUUUUUUUUUAUCAACUUGUACGGUUAUAAAACCUUUUGUCCUUUAAUUAUGAGUAUAAAA
Medicago truncatula (barrel medic) is the source of this 3954-nucleotide messenger RNA. Its product is annotated as pumilio homolog 2. Gene Ontology annotation, biological process: post-transcriptional regulation of gene expression. Lineage: Eukaryota; Viridiplantae; Streptophyta; Magnoliopsida; Fabales; Fabaceae. The record is from RefSeq and is a predicted model, not a curated record. Gene Ontology annotation, molecular function: mRNA binding. Gene Ontology annotation, cellular component: cytoplasm. The coding region runs from base 490 to 3567 and encodes 1025 amino acids. The transcript has 9 exons.